Molecule: messenger RNA, 2894 nt
Organism: Medioppia subpectinata
Lineage: Eukaryota; Metazoa; Arthropoda; Arachnida; Sarcoptiformes; Oppiidae
Source: the annotation of a GenBank genome assembly
UCUACGUGGACAUGGGCAGAGGCAGCGCCAACCCCGUCGUGCUGUCCAUCGUGACGAACGGCAACAAAUCGAACCGCAAGUGGAAGAUCAGGAUCAACAUGAUCCCGUGCAACAACCUGGACAUGGCGCCCUCCGGCUGUCUCCAGUACUACCGCUCGCCCACUGACGUCAUAAAGAGCUUCAACUUCGGCCCAAAGAUCGAGUACAGAGCGCGCUAUCUGGCGAACAUGCGGUACACGGUUUGCAUCCGAACCGAAGAGAACUUCUGCGCCGUGAAGUGGGAGACGGCGUCACCUGGCUCCUUCCUCUUCGGCGCGCCCUUCGAGGGCAAGGACCAGGAGUUGGGCGAGUGCUCCCAUCCCUUCCCCUUCGUGCCCCUCAAUUCGGGCAAAUCGGGCAAAACGCUGCCCUCAGAGGGGUUCCUGCCGGGCGUUCAGCCCUCGGAACACGACCCGCUCUUUCCCUCCCGUCUCUGCAACGGCGGCGCGAGCGGCCAGAUGUGCAACUUUGACGACUUCGUGGGCAUCGACCAGGGGUCGCUGGAGGGCACGGGUCAGGGCGAGGACCGCUUCUGCGGCUCCAAACUGCUCGACCACGACUUUCCGCCAUCUCCAGCGCUCGCACGCGUCCGCAACCGGUCUGCAGCCAAUGACCCGUAUAUAAGAGCGCUGCCGCUAUUUCCGGGUCUAUCAGUUGCUGAAGAGAUUGUUGAGCGAGCGCUUCACCCAAACAUGGCUCGUCUUUCCCCAACAAUGAGACCCCAACUCGUGUUCCUCGCGCUCUUCCUCGCGUCGCAGGUGUGGGCCCAGUCGUCGUUCCGGCCGCCGUCCAUCCCAGCCAUCUUCGCCAUCAUCCGCUACCAGAACAGCCCGUGCAACACCGAGUCCAACACUCCCGGCACGUGUCUCGCGCAGAACGACUGCCUCACGCGGUCGGGCACUCCCGACGGCACGUGCGCGUCCGGCUUCGCCUCGUGUUGCAACUUCAAGUUCACGUGCGGCGGCCGCACCAAAGAGAACGAGACCAUCUUCGUCAACAACUUGUACCCGCGAACGGACAACGGCACCAACACCUGUCAGGUCACUAUCGACAAGCAGCCCAACGUGUGUCAGUUGCGUCUGGACUUCGAGGAGUUCUCGUUGGCGCAGCCCGACGAGAACGGCCAAUGCACCACCGACUCCUUCAUGGUCAGAACCACUGUCGGCGAACGACUGCCCAUUCUGUGCGGCGACAACAACAACCAACACCCCGUCGUCCAGAGUUUCAAUUACGGCGUUCCGAUGGAGAACAGAGCGCGCUACCUCUCGAACCUGCGCUACACCUCUUGCGUGAGAGUUGAGGAGAACUUCUGUUCGAUCAAGUGGGAGACGGACGCCCCCGGCUCCUUCUCGUGGGGCGCGCCCUUCGAGGGCAACCUCACGUCGCGCGGCGCCAGCGGCGGCCUCUGCAAUGUGGACGACUUCAUUGGCAUCGAUCAGGGAAGCGCCGAAGGCAGCGGUCCCGGCGAGGACAGGAUCUGCGGCACGAAACUGCUCGAAGACGACUACAUCAUCUCGCGUUCCAAACCCUUCCAACUGAAGGUGCGCUCCAACAGCGACCAGAAGCUAAACGCCGAAAACGCCCAGCAUGGUUUCUCCCUGCGCUACGUGCAGUUGCCAGCACUUCAAUCGGUUGAUGACCUGUUUUUGUUGCAAUACUUCCGCAAUUUCUUCGCUAAACAAGAGAUGCAAACAUUUUGCGUUCAUUCCAUUCUUGGAAGCGGACGAAAACUAGCCAUGAAUUCGCCGUUUCUUCUCUUCGCGAUCUUUUCUAUAUCUGUCGCUCAAAGCGUCCAAAACGAUGAAACGAGUCGUCAGUUCUGGAGACCCAACAUUCAGAACAUCUUCCAACCGAUGCGUCUGCAGAACACGCCCUGCAAUACCGACGUCGGCGACGCCGGCACCUGUCUCUCCGAAACCGACUGUCGCUCGCGCGGCGGCACCGGCAGCGGGCAGUGCGGCCGCUCGGGCCUCACGUGUUGCACAUUCAAGUUCACGUGUUCGGGCAAGACGUCCAGCAACGAGACGCUGUUCGUGAACCCGUCGUAUCCCAUGGGCGAGAACGGCACCAACACCUGUCAAGUGACCAUUCAGAACGCGCCCGACGUCUGCCAAUUGCGAUUAGAUCUCGAGGAGUUCUCGCUGUCGCCGCCCGACGAGUACGGCCGCUGCACCAAAGACUCGUUUAUGGUCAGGACGACUGUCGGCGAACGACUGCCGAUGUUGUGCGGCGAGAAUAAGGGACAGCACCUGUACGUGGAUAUGGGCCGCGGCUCCGGCAAUCCCGUCGUCCUCUCCGUCAUCACAAACGACAUCGACUUUUCGCGCAAAUGGAAGAUAAAGAUCUCUUUGAUUCCGUGCAACAAUUACGUGAUGGCGCCCUCAGGAUGUCUGCAAUACUAUCGCCUGCCCUCUGACGUCAUCAGAUCUUUCAAUUACGGAGAAAAGGUGGACUUGAAGUCUCGGUAUCUCUCGAACCUUCGCUACACUUCUUGUAUUCGAGUGGAGGAGAACUUUUGUGCCAUAAAGUGGAUGACAGAGGCGGACAACUCGUUCUCGUGGGGCGCGUCCAACGACCCGCUGUACUCCGCGGGCAACACCUCCUUCUCUGACUUGGGACUGACGGGCGGGCUCUGCAACGACGACGACUACGUGGGCAUCGAUCAGGGCUCGCAGGAGGGCUCGGGCGCCGGCGAAGACCGCUUCUGCGGCGGACGACUCUUCUACAACAAUGUCGUCAUUUCGCGUUCAAAACCGUUUCAACUGAAAGUGCGGUCAAACAGCGAUCAGACGGAAAACGCGAGACAUUCACAAAACGGCUUUUCUCUGCGUUACGUUCAGUUGCCGUGUGUUAAC